Messenger RNA from Microdochium trichocladiopsis, 498 nucleotides. Its product is annotated as cytochrome c oxidase assembly protein PET191-domain-containing protein. Gene Ontology annotation, biological process: mitochondrial respiratory chain complex IV assembly. Lineage: Eukaryota; Fungi; Ascomycota; Sordariomycetes; Xylariales; Microdochiaceae. The record is from RefSeq and is a predicted model, not a curated record. The transcript is spliced from 2 exons. The coding region runs from base 1 to 498 and encodes 165 amino acids. Gene Ontology annotation, cellular component: mitochondrion.
AUGCCGAGCUCAUGUAAAGAGAUACGAGCGGCUCUAGCCCAAUGCCUCCAAGAGAGCGAGUGUGUCAUGAUCCAGCGCAACUCGGCAGCAGACUGCCUCCGCUCCCCUCUAUCCGAGACCCUCCCGACAAAGUGCCAGCAGCUGAAAAAGGGCUACGGAGAGUGCCGCCGGGGCAUGGUCGACAUGCGCAAGCGGUUUCGUGGUAACCAGCCCAUCACGUUCAAGUCGCUCGAGUCGGCCGAGAGCAGCGGCGAAGGGUACCAGCUGUACGCGGGCAAGUCGGCGUUCUCCGGGUCGGUGCGGAAGACGGAUGGCAACGAGCCCCCGCCGAGGGACUGGCGGGAUAUCGAGAAUGAGAACCUGAGGCAUGCUGCGGACGCCGCGGCGUCGGAGGAGGCGAAUCGUAGGAUACAGGAGGAGGCGAGGGCCAGGGAGAAGGCGAAGCAGCAGUCGUCUUCAGGGAGUGGGGGAGGAGGAUCUUGGUUCUGGGGCAAAUAA